Molecule: messenger RNA, 1346 nt
Organism: Scylla paramamosain (green mud crab)
Lineage: Eukaryota; Metazoa; Arthropoda; Malacostraca; Decapoda; Portunidae
Product: protein phosphatase inhibitor 2-like
Exons: 4
Coding region: 77-694 (205 amino acids)
Biological process (GO): regulation of signal transduction
Molecular function (GO): protein phosphatase inhibitor activity
Source: RefSeq, a predicted model, not a curated record
AGAAGGGCUGGGAGCGUUGGUGCGGGUGGCUGCCGCGCCGCCCCGAUCUUCAGAGCCGCGGCGGCCGCAGUCCGUCAUGGCCGACAACCUCAGCAAGCAGCCCAAGAAGGGUAUACUGAAAAAUUCGUCUAGUUUCGAAGGAAAUGAAAGACAGAGAGAAAAAGGGACUAAAUGGGAUGAGAUGAACAUCCUAGCAACGCUUCACCCAAAGGACAAAGACUAUGGUCACAUGAAGAUUGAAGAGCCCAAGACACCAUAUACAAAGUACAAUGAAGGUCAUUCUGAUGAUGAGCAGGAUGGCCUGGAUGCUGAUCUUCUGGCCAAAAAAAUUCAGCUUGGAGGUAAUGAACUUCCCAAGGCAUUAGUGGAGCCAGAAGUGGAGGAGCUAAGUGAAGAAGAAAGUGCAGAAGAAAUAGAGAAAAGAAAAAUUUUUGAAAUGAAGAGGAAGCAACAUUAUAAUGAGUAUUAUGCUGUAAAGCUUGCUCGAAAGUUAAUGGAAGAUGAUUCUGAGGAAGACGAAGAUGGAGAAGAGGAUGAAAACAAAGAAUCUGCAGGUAAAGAUGCAGUAAGUACAAAUGAUGAGAGAGAGGCAAGCAUGGAAGAAGUUGUUGAGGAUGGAAAGGAAGUUUCAGGAAGUCAUAGUGAAGAAAUGGCAGUGAGCGAUGAACAACAAGAAAGUGGGUUAGGAUCAUAAAGUCAUGUAUAAAGAUGGAAGAAAGCUGUGUAAUUAAAGUAGCUGUAGCUCCUACAAAAAUAGCAGCCCCUGCAGUUAUACAGUUAUCAUUAUGAACACUGCUCAUAUAGUUUAGUCUCCAUCAAAGGUAGAGAAUAGCUUAUCCAAACCAUCAUUUGAUACUGCAUCUAUUUUUUCUCUCUCUGUCUCAUAGGUCUCAGCAGAAGGAUCCGCUGUCUCAUUGUAUAAAUUACUUUCCUCUGACUAACCUUGUCCUUCAUUUUGUAUAGUCUGAAAAGGACUAUCCUUAGCAUAGUUUGUUUCAACCAUUUCCAUAACCAUGACAUUGAAUCACAUAUUAGAAAUGCAGCCAGUCGUCAAUUUACUUAUCGCUAAAAAAAAUCCUGUAGUGAUAGUGUUUGUAAGUUAGAAGGGAAUGUCUUUCUGUAAAAUUUAUAGUUUGUCCAAUUAUGCUUUAAACUUUGAUGACAGUUUAUCAGAGUAGCAGGAAACCACUGCUGCAUCUGUAUGCAGACAAAUUCCCACCUGGAUCCGUCUUGUAAUUUGCCUUGUCAUUUAUAUCUAGUGCUUUUCUGUCAUUAAUUUUUACCUUAUUAUGUCCUGUACUAUGAUGGAAGUCAUCCUAUCAUUGAAUACAGUGUUUUCUUUGAUA